Molecule: messenger RNA, 2916 nt
Organism: Westerdykella ornata
Lineage: Eukaryota; Fungi; Ascomycota; Dothideomycetes; Pleosporales; Sporormiaceae
Exons: 7
Coding region: 1-2916 (971 amino acids)
Source: RefSeq, a predicted model, not a curated record
AUGUGCGUGGAUGAUGACGAAAGCAACUUCCUUGAUAUGUGGGUGAAGCCGGAACUGCUUGACGCGCUGAGGGACGUUGAGGAGGCCAAAGGCGCGGAUUUUGGUAUUCAUGCGGCACCGAAAUUUGUUGACCCACAGAUCCGAGUUCAUGGACGCGACAUUAGCAUUCCUUUGUCGCAGGAAGAUGGCGACUACUGUAUGAGAAGAGGAAGAUUCGACCCGUCUAUCGUUCGUGAUGAUCUGCGAACAGCGCAAAGAACGUACACAUUGUGGCCGGGGGAGGAUUUCGCCAUACAAAGUGUGCAAUGGGAGUCAUACAUGGAGCAGGUCAAGCGUAAAGUGGCGAAGGACAUGAAACUGGAUAAAAACAAUCCCGGGUUUUAUUUGGCCCUGGACGGCAUGGUUUUGUCUGAGGGAGGCGGGAUCUAUAAAAUGGAGGACAAACGAAGCACGCACCCCGAUUGUCUGGGGACUCUGCUCGUCCAUUUACCCUCGACAUAUUCAGGUGGCUCCAUUCAACUCUGCAAGGAAGGGCGCCAACUCAACUUCCUUGACACUUGGAAGAGGACGAAUCAGUUCCUUUGGUGGUCGUCUAACGUAGAGGUCCUGCAUUUUCCCAUCAAAUCCGGAAUGCGAUGGGCCUUAUCUUACAGGUUAAUGCGCGACAACUCUAACGGUAUACUGCCAGUGCUGGUACCGGAUACUUCCAACAUACAACGUAUCCUUGACGAAUACAACCACGAAAGGGAGGACCUGGAAGACGUCGAAGUCACACCUGGAGUUAUCAUCCUCCGCUUGUCACAUGAGUACGCUCAGGCCAAUCUGCGGCUUCCCUCUCUAAAAGGAGGAGAUUUGAAAAAGGUUGUUGCUUUACAUCAUGCCUGUGCCAAACGCAAAUGCUACCUCUUUCUGGCCUUCAUGGAACUGAAGCGUGUCGGGCGGACCAUGAAUACGGAAGAUGUGCCGUUUCUGACUCACCCGUUGAAUCACAUUGAGAAGGAGGAGAUACAUCUUACUGACAUCUGCGAUGUGGAAGGAAACCCGCUACGGCAGAGAAGAUGGGUGGACAAGACAGAGUUGGUUGAAUGGGACAAGACAAAGGUGCUUAAAUAUGUACUCUUCGAUGGGCUCGAUCCUGACCAAGAAGACUGGAUGGGUAGCCCUGAACAAGGGGCCACAACCCAGUUUGACGGUAUUGGGAGCGUCAUUGGGGAGGUUGACACCAGGAAGAUAACCCAUUGGUAUCGAAGGCCCGUAUCCGUCAUUGUGGCGGAAGCAGAACUCAUGGAGUUCCUCGGUCUAGACGGAAACUUGGAUGUGUCCAAUCCUCCCCUGCGGGCGUGCCGCCAUGUGGUUAGAACGAUCAUGCGUGGUACUGCCCCCGAGAUCUAUCGCAAGGGUCUGGAAAAGUUUUGUAAACGGGUGAUAACGCAUAACAAAUCAUGCAUAGCUACAACCGCACCGAAGGAGAACACCAUCUUUGACAGCAGCCUUCUUCAAGAUCUUGUUCUUGCUGCAGGUGUAUUGGAAAACAAAGAGUUAUGUGUGAGUGUCCUGGACGCUUUCCCUGUUUGGGAUGACGCUAGCCUCACCCUCGUUGGCAACAUGAUUGCGCAGUACAGUACUGGCCCUUUCUUGGACACGCUCGAGAAGCAUUUUGCUAGGGAACACGACCUAGGUGCCCUCACACGCCGGUUCACAAUCCUUCUGACUCAGGAUAUAACGGCGUGUCUGGAAGGGGAUGAGUUGAUAGAGGUCGGGAGGCGCCCUGGCCUUGUAUAUUGGAUGACAGAUGUUCUUGGCCGACGGCUUCAACAGUUGAUAAAAUCUAGGACGGCACUCGAGUAUGGCCAUGUCGAUGCCGUGGACUUGUUUUACCGCUUCGUCGACAAAGAGGACACCGCUGAUCUGUGGCGUAAAAGAAUACUUAAACUUCUGAAUCAGAACGUGUCCAAGACGUUGCUUGUCGCAUGUAUCAUCGAUCGGCUAUAUUCAACCCUUCGGUACAGUCAUGGCAAUCAUAUCGAGGUUGCGUCCGACUGGUUCAAGGGGCUCAUCAUUUCCAUGGCAGAAGGGGUCAAUCCAUUAAACGGUUUCCGAGACCUAGCCCAACGCAUAGCCGACGAGAGAUAUUUUCGUCCAGGAAAGCAAUACGGAGAUUUCUUGAUCCUAUGCCGCCAGAUGGGCCUUUCGACACCAUACCAGAAGUUCCUCUUCGCCUUGGAAGGACUGGCUAUGUCGGCGGAUCCCGUGGAUCUCAAGGCCUUCUAUGUUCCGUGCAUGUUUUCGCUAACGGAUGGCGAUAUAAAUCCCAGAGCCUUCGAGAAAGACGAAUACCGGGAUGUAUUCUGCAGUGUCUUGCGUUCGUUUGUGCGGAUAUGCGUAGGAAACAAACCGCAUGACGACCCGGACUUCUGGCAGCGCGACACGUUACCAUGUAACUGUAAACUCUGCGUUAGAUUGAGCAAGUUUUUGCGCCACCGGGAAAGACAGACUAGAAAGUUUCUUGGCGUUUCACCAGCGUCUUUGAACCAUUUUGUCCUUGUGGCAGCGGGGGUUGAGGGAAUUUCCUACAACAUACAUCGCAGGAACAGGGAAUGUACGCUAGAGAUCACGAAGAAAGAGUUGCCAGGACAAUCUCUGCUCGCGAGCUGGCAAAGCAGAAAGCAGAGCGCGAGGUCAGAGCUGUACAGGAACUUCGACAACGAUACGUUGGAGGACCUGCUGGGCGAUUCUUACGAGGACAUUGUCAAAAUGCGCAUGCUCGAGACCCCUCCCGAGGAAGGCAUCAAGACUCGCUCUACACCUGCCCUAUCGGCGUCGUCGGAACCUUCGGGAAGUGUGGCGCGUUCGUUAUUUGGUUCCACAGCUCGGAAGCGAAAGGCUUCUGAGGUGGGACUUGACGAUCUUGAGUGA